This is a messenger RNA of Haliotis rufescens (red abalone), 4057 nucleotides long. RefSeq lists its product as uncharacterized. Lineage: Eukaryota; Metazoa; Mollusca; Gastropoda; Lepetellida; Haliotidae. The coding region runs from base 775 to 1755 and encodes 326 amino acids. The transcript is spliced from 2 exons. The record is from RefSeq and is a predicted model, not a curated record.
CUUUCAGUGGCAUUUUAGAAGCUGUAAUUUCACUAACUGUUUACAACUUCUUUAUUCUUUCCAUGUGACAUUUUGGUACCGAGGCUAUAGUAGCCUCAGAUACCACUGAAACUGAACUUCACGGAACGAGCUAUUUAUGGCGAUUGGACAGAAGGACUGUGCGCAAAAACGCAGCAUUAAAAACAGUGCGCCAAAACGCACCCAAACGAACAUUCAUUGGACAUGAAAAUGUUGUGUUUCACGUGCAAGAGGAACUUAACAUGUUACGCUACUGUGGUUUUGUGUUCAGUAGUGCAAAAGUUGUCAGGUGGCAACAUGUGCGUAUAGUUUAGUCCCAAGACGGGAAUUUAGGAUAGAAAUGUUGUUGUAAAACAAUAUAGUAAAUUAGUUCAAAUAUAAAAAGUGAACUUAUCAACAAUAAGUGGCGAAACAUUGUAAAUUGUAGAAAAUAGUAUGAUAAUUUAAUAUUGUGGUUUGUGCAAAUUCAACGUAUUUUGUUUUCUACAUGCAUGUCCAGUGUAUUAUAAAAAUUUAUUCUCAUGUACGUGUUUAUGUUGCGCUACAACUAUCCCUCGUAAGGUUUCAAAUUCCCCCUCUGCGCAUGCGCACGGGAGCCCCCUUUUUACCCAUAAGCCCCGUGUCUCUCCAUUCCUCUCCCAAAGCUAGAAGGACAACAACACUCGCUACAAAAUUGCCAUAAUACCUUUAUUGUGAUCAACUGCCGCUUGCACAGACCACCUCCUGCAUGUCAGCAAGGUACCUAAAACACCGACAAUGGCACCGAAACGGACGUCAAGGAGAACCAGGGCAGCUGUUCCUGUCGAAAAUGUUUCAUCCGCAACAAGUGGAACUUCCGACAACAGUCGCCAUGUUGGGUCACAGGUCAGAGCGAGUGCGACAGGCAGAGCCGUCCCUUACGAGACAACAGUUGACCUGAGACAGAGGCUGCGCUCCUUAGGUAUCACAGUGCCUGCAUCGUGGGGAAGAAAGACGAUCCUACAACUGUACAAGGAAAACUUUAACGAGAACCACACGGUCAGUGGAGGGGCCAGCGCUGUUCAACAUUCCUCCCCCGUUUCGGCAUUGUCGUCUGUACAUGCUGUUCCUUCCUGUGACGUUACUCCCCAGUAUGUAAACAGCGGGAAUUCUGACAGCUCUACUAGCAUUCCGGCAACAGUGACAACAGCAAGCAACCAGUUAUCGUCAGCAAAUGUGGAAUUGGUGGGAGUCAUGCGGGAAAUGAGGGACAUGAUGACAUCCCUCACCCAACGUCUAUCCUCUGGAGCUCCCAGUGGAGAAAACAUAGCCUGGCCUACAUCACAGACAAAUCCAACGCAAUGUGUUCUGUCAGAUUCCGUGCCCCAUGUCAACUUUGUUGACGAAAGUACAAGGCGUAAAAUUCACCAAGAUUGCCAGAUUUCGGAAACUUGCUCCACAUGCGGCACCACAAGCAACACCAUGUCCACAACACUCACAGUUGAUAUGGGUCUGGCAAGACACCUAGACACUCUAUGGGAUGCUGCAGUGGCGGCCAGAACCAAGACCACCUAUGCUUCUGGCUUUCAGUCAUACGUUGCCUUUCUCCUGAGAUAUAGCCUGUACUCUACAUGCUCAAGCCUCACAUGGGCAGCACAAGGUCUGCCACCAGUUAAUUGGCACUUCUGCAACAAUAUGUGGCCUUUUGUUUCGGUGAGGCAAAACUACAGUAUGUCACUGUCAAAUCCUAUCUCGCGGGUAUUCGGUUUACCUAUCUGAAGGCAGGUGUACAUACAGUGUUCGAUUCAGUGUCUACUGGUGGUCUAAAUCAGCUACGAACCCUACUUCAUGGAUACAAGAAGCUACAACAACAGGGUGUGCCCAAACGCUUACCCAUAACCUACGAUGUUUUGAAGAAGAUUGUGUGUACACUACGCAAAGGGGUGCUCGGACCUCUCAAUGAUCUGGUAAUGGAGGUCAUGUGCACCACUGCCUUCUUUGGUUUUCUACGAUGUGCCGAGUUCACAUGUUCUCGUGACUUCGAUGCUAGUACCAAUUUAAGUCUAUCUGAUGUCACCAUCGACCAUAAUACAGGAAAGUGUACUCUCGUGCUCAAAGCUUCAAAGACAGAUAUUUUUAGACAGGGCGUAGUCAUUACCUUGUUUGCCAACCAAUCUCCCAUUUGCCCUUUUGCCAAUUUGAACCGCUUAAAGCAAGUAAGACUAUAACAUGGUGCUAGGGACAGUGAUCCUCUGUUUGUUGACUGUGUUGGAAAAGCCAUAUCCCGUACCAUGUUCCUGCAAUGGCUCAACAUGACCAUGAAACAUGCACACCUUGACGCAGCUAAAUACUCUGGACACUCUUUUCGCAUAGGGGCAGCGACCUCCGCUGCAACUGUUCGUAUGGAAGAUCACCUCAUAAAAACACUGGGCAGGUGGCAGUCAGACUGUUUUACACGUUAUAUUCGGACCCCAGAGGACGUUAUUAAGAAUGCUCAGUUGUCUUUAAUUUCUUGUCCAUAAUACCCAGUACAGGGACAUCUCUGAUCAGCUGCGUUGAAUUGGUUGUGUUGGUCAUUCCUUUUGUACGAUGUUGAUGUAUCUUGUGAUCCCUCUCUAUAUUGUUGCACACAAUGUACCUUCCUUACCACACCUAGCACAACUUGGGGGCACUCACUCUUGUAAGGGGGUACCCUUCCAAUCACUUGCUUUGGGCUAUUUCCACUCAUCUAGAGUGUCCUUUUCUCCCCCAAGUCCAAACCAGAGCUCAGGUCGCAGCCCCGGUCCGCAGACCACCGUCCGAGCCGCCACAGCGGCCCCAGGACCCUCGCCUAGCUCUCGGUCGUCCCUCUCCUUGUAAAUAAGCUAGCACCAAAGGUCCGCAGACCACCGUCCGAGCCGCCACAGCGGCCCCAGGACCCUCGCCUAGCUCUCGGUCGUCCCUCUCCUUGUAAAUAAGCUAGCACCAAAGGUCCGCAGACCACCGUCCGAGCCGCCGCAGCGGCCCCAGGACCCUCGCUUAGCUCUCGGUCGUCCCUCUCCUUGUAAAUAAGCUAGCACCAGAGCUCAGGUUGCAGCCCCGGUCCGCAGACCACCGUCCAAGCCUCAUAGCGGCUCCAGGACAGCACCUAGCUCUCGAUCAGCCCUCCUCUGUGAUAAAAUCAGUCAGCUCCCAAGUUCGUGCCAAAACCAUUAUAUGUAUGUGUUUGUUAUAAUGUACAUUAAAUAUUUUUGCAUUCUACCUCAUUGCUUGUUGUGUUUGCACAAAAUGAUAAUUUAAUAUUGUGGUUUGUGCAAAUUCAACGUAUUUUGUUUUCUACAUGCAUGUCCAGUGUAUUAUAAAAAUUUAUUCUCAUGUACGUGUUUAUGUUGCGCUACAACUAUCCCUCGUAAGGUUUCAAAUUCCCCCUCUGCGCAUGCGCACGGGAGCCCCCUUUUUACCCAUAAGCCCCGUGUCUCUCCAUUCCUCUCCCAAAGCUAGAAGGACAACAACACUCGCUACAAAAUUGCCAUACCCGCCAGCCCACCCUCUCUUCACCGGCUUAGGUGCUCACCUUUGUACCAUUUUGCUGCUGCUUUGUAAAUAUGUACAGUUUUCAAUUUUGCCUUUUAUUGUCAGGGGCUGACUGAUUGGCCUAUCAUUGGCCAGGCUAUUUCCACUCAUCUAGAGUGUCCUUUUCUCCCCCAAGUCCAAACCAGAGCUCAGGUCGCAGCCCCGGUCCGCAGACCACCGUCCGAGCCGCCGCAGCGGCCCCAGGACCCUCGCCUAGCUCUCGGUCGUCCCUCUCCUUGUAAAUAAGCUAGCACCAAAGGUCCGCAGACCACCGUCCGAGCCGCCGCAGCGGCCCCAGGACCCUCGCUUAGCUCUCGGUCGUCCCUCUCCUUGUAAAUAAGCUAGCACCAGAGCUCAGGUUGCAGCCCCGGUCCGCAGACCACCGUCCAAGCCUCAUAGCGGCUCCAGGACAGCACCUAGCUCUCGAUCAGCCCUCCUCUGUGAUAAAAUCAGUCAGCUCCCAAGUUCGUGCCAAAACCAUUAUAUGUAUGUGUUUGUUAUAAUGUACAUUAAAUAUUUUUGCAUUCUA